Cygnus atratus (black swan) is the source of this 2454-nucleotide messenger RNA. It is a transcript of the gene NPHP1, whose product is annotated as nephrocystin 1. Gene Ontology annotation, biological process: protein localization involved in establishment of planar polarity. Bases 429 to 2363 code for a protein of 644 amino acids. Gene Ontology annotation, cellular component: cilium; cytoplasm. NCBI's taxonomy places the organism in Eukaryota, Metazoa, Chordata, Aves, Anseriformes, Anatidae. The record is from RefSeq and is a predicted model, not a curated record. The transcript has 19 exons. Gene Ontology annotation, molecular function: protein binding.
GCCCUCAGCCGCGGGCCCCCGGCGGCUGCCGCCACACGCCCUCGGCCAGCGGUCUGCCCGCUGCGGGGCUUGGCAUGCGACAUUAAACACAGUCCCGGUCACCUCAAGUGUGGCCUCGGUCGUGCCCCUGCAUUCAGCCGUCGUGGCUGUGUUUAGUAUAUGUUGAUUAUUUAUUUAUUUUUCCUAUGGAUUUGCCUCAUACCUUUGUGAAGUAACGUUUUUAGCAGUGCUCAGUGGCAAGGAGUUGCGUAGCUUAACUGCGUUAUGGAAAAAGCCCUCUCCUGGUUGCCCAGAGCAAAGCCCCUGGCAGAGUCACUCCAUUCCCCCUCAUCUUUGCAUCAGAAGGAGCAGCUGGCUGUCUCUCCGCCUUUUCGUUUUUCUCAUGACUGUACAGAUCUCUGCCCCUUUUCACUCAGCUGCCCCCCAGGAUGCUUUCCAGUCUUCAGAGUUUGAGAUGCAUGCAGCUGCAGAAAUUGGUGGAUGAAAAUAUGGAUGCUCUUCAUAAUUUGAAAAAAGCUGAUGAGCCUGCGCCUGUGGGGAAUUAUACUCAGAGGAAAGAAGAAGAGGAGAAGCUAUUGCUAAAGCUGUCUCAACAGCUGCAGAAACUUGGUCAUGUCUUGGAUCAGGAUAACGCAGCUACAAAUGACACAGUUAGGAAUGAGGGACAUCAAAAAGAUCCUCAAAGAGAAGAUGAAGACAAAGAAGAGGAUGAGAGUGAUGAUGACGAUGGAGAAAGUAGUGAGGAAGAAGACAGUGAAGAAACAGAUGAUGAGGAUAAACUGUUGGAUGAUCCCAGUGUUAAAGAAUGUAUUGCAGUUGGAAACUUUAAUGCGCAGCAGGAGGGUGAUCUCGCGUUUAAGAAAGGUGAAGUCCUGCUUAUACAUGAUAAGAAGGCGGAUGGCUGGUGGCUAGCUGAAAACUCAAAAGGGGAGAGAGGCCUCGUGCCUAAAACCUAUCUUGCGGUCCAUAACAAAGAUGGAGAAAGCCAAGAGGAAAGUGAUGAACACAUAGAAGUGGUGGAUGAAACAGCAGAUGGAACUCAAAUUAAAAAAAGAACAGAUCCUCACUGGAGCGCUGUGAGAAAAGCUAUCACAGAGAAUGAUACAGUAGAGGUAUUGGGAACUAUGGGAGCAGUUCCUGCAGGAUUCCGUCUCUCCACACUUUUCCAGCUCUUAGAAGAAGGUAAUCAGUUUAGAGCAAGUUACUUCUUACAGCCUGAACUUACUCCAUCCCAGCUGGCUUUCAAAGACUUGGUGUGGGACUCCGAAAAAAAUACUAUCCAGCCUAGACCAACUCGAGUAUCCCUGAUUGUGACUUUAUGUAGCUGCAAAAUGAUUCCUCUCCCAGCAGGCAGCAUACAGGUUCUCAGUAGACAUGUUCGACUCUGUCUAUUUGAUGGCAAUCGGGUACUGAGUAACAUUCAUACAGUGAGAGCCACAUGGCAACCUAAAAAUCCCCAAAUGUGGACCUUUUCUCCAAGGGUAACAGGCAUUUUACCCAGCUUGCUGGAUGGUGACUGUUUUGUCAGGUCUAAUUCUCCAUCUUCAGAUAUUGGUUUCUUAUUUGAACUUGGCAUCACUUAUAUUCGCAAUUCAACAGGUGAACGAGGAGAGCUAAGCUGUGGCUGGGUAUUUCAGAAGCUUUUUACUUCUGAUGGAAUGCCUGUUCCUUCCAAGAUGUAUGAGCUGCCAUUAAAUGGUGGUACUCCCUAUGAGAGAGGCGUUGAGGUAGACCCAUCAAUAUCAAGAAGAGCAGGCAGUAGUGUUCUUCAACAGCUUAUAACACUCAAGAAGCAGCCUGUGCUUCUAGUAAAACUGAGGUCAUUAAGCACGCAGUCAAAAGACAUCCUGAAUUUGCUACCAGAAACAUUAAUUGGCAGUAUGUGCUACAUCCAUCUCUUGAUAUUUUAUCGACAAAUACUUGGUGAUGCACUCCUGAAAGACAGAAUAAACAUGCAAAGUGCAGAUUUAAUCUGUAAUCCUAUUUUAGCAACGUUCCCUCAACUCAUGGAUCAGCCAGACCUGAUGGACGCACUGCGGAGUGCUUGGGCAGAUAGAGAAAGAAAUCUGAAGAGAUCAGAGAAGAGGGAUCGAGAAUUUCUGAAGUCUCUGUUUGUCCUGGUGUACCACGACUCUGUCUUCCCUCUCCUCCAGUCCACUUUCCUCCCCAGCUACAAGUGGGCUGAGGAGGAAUCUGAAGCCUCUCGCUGGAGGGUGAUCGCUGACUUCUUGAGAAAGAGCCGAGAGAAUGAUGGUGCACUCCAGUCCCUGCUGUCAUCAGAAAAUACCCACAAAGCCUUUGAUAUCUCAGAGCUGGCCUAUGAUUUCUUAGGAGAAACGAGGAAAAACAAUCCUGUAGCAUGAAUGGAUUAUGGGGUAACGAUAUAGAUGAAUUCAUACCAAAGGAAAAUUGUGUACUAUCUGGGUUUUAAGAAAUAUUUUAGAACAUUUAACA